AUUGGAUUCCUCCGACGCACUGACCCGCAGUCCCGCACAACCACCACCACCACCACCACCAUGGCCGCCGCGCCAACAAGCUCCGGCGACUCGCCGCCGCCUGCGCAGCCGGAGUACGGUUCCAUCUCCUCCAUGGUAGCCUCGUCUGCCUCCUCCGCUGCAGCCGCGGUCGCGGACUUCACCCGCUGGGCCGAGACCUUCGGCACCGAGAAGGCCGACGCCGCCAAGGCUGCCCUAACCUCCGCCACCACCUUGGCCACCUCAUCUGCCUCCGAGGCGGCUUCUGCUUCCUCCAAGGCCGCGUCCUCCGCAUAUGCGGCCGCCUCCGACCUCACCCUCGUCGCCAAGGAGGAGCUGGAAUGGUUCAAGACGGAGUACUCUGCUCACGAGCAGAUUGUGUUCGGCAAGAUCAAAGAGGGUGUCGUCAUGGCGAUAAUGCAUCCAGGCAUUGCUGCAGGCUCUGCAACCCUUGCAGGGAUUAUCCUUUUCAAAAGGCCAAGGAGCUACCUUAUUCAACGAGUACGGCACAUGUUUGUUAGCAAGGAGACCCUACUUUCUGGAGUACAGGCUGAAGUGAAUCACAUGCGGCAGACUGUGAAUCUUGUAUCCAAUGAACGCCAAAAGCUGUUGGAUAGAGCAGCAACUGCAGAGAAAAGAUUCCAAAAAGGAUGGAAUACACUCAGGGAAGAAGGGCGUUCCAUUCAACACGAGUUGCGUGAGAUUAGUGAUAUUGAAAACCAAGCAGUAGGUCUGAAGGGAAUUCUUGAUCAGCUUCCCAGAGCACAUGCAUCUGAAUUUCGGUCGAAGAUGUCUGGCCUAGCUUCUCAGGUUAAGAAGGAGAAGCGAGUGCUCAACGCCGCCCUCACGAAGAUUGUGAACUACGGUGUCCCCAUCUGACUGCCACUCCAGCCAGUUGUUCUGAGGGUCCAUUGUAUUGUAUCAGAUUUUUGUGAAGGAAGACAUGUUCGAUGUGUAGGGUGAACGCUAUACUGCCCACUUGGUUUCGAGAAAAGGAAAAGAGAAUAAGUUGUGACCCGUGCAGAUUUCUAAUGUCGCAAAAGCAACAUCUUUGAAACCUGAGUAACAGAUGACAUUUUGCUAUGGUUUUUUUUUGUUGGCUUAUUGACAUGUUCACCGCCGUCAGCUGCCGUAUGCCUGGGAAUCGUAAAAGUGGAAUGAAAUUUUUGGUUGAAAUCA
Zea mays is the source of this 1197-nucleotide messenger RNA. RefSeq lists its product as uncharacterized. The record is from RefSeq and is marked predicted. NCBI's taxonomy places the organism in Eukaryota, Viridiplantae, Streptophyta, Magnoliopsida, Poales, Poaceae.